GGCACCGGACCAGUCCGCCGCCCCACUCCGGUCUGAACGCACGCGCCGCUUCUAACAACAUAGCGCCAGACACGAUAAACACGCAACCUAUUACCGAUUUAAUUUUUUCAGUGUUCAGUAUUUUUGUUGAAGUGCGAUAAAUGUGUAAAUAUUUUUCUAUAUCGACUCUGUGAUAGAGGCGGGCAGGCUCGGGCGGGGCGAACUCCUGACACAGUGGCUCAGUCGGCCGCAGGUCGCCGAGUAAGCACCAUCGAUUUUCUCCACGCAGCAAUACGCGAGUGCCCGCAAAAUGCAUAUUGAAGUGCAAGUAGCUCUCAACUUCGUCAUAUCCUACCUAUACAACAAACUGCCUCGGCGACGGGUGAACAUCUUCGGUGAGGAACUGGAGAAGGCGUUGAAGGACAAGUUCCGGGGUCACUGGUACCCCGAUCGACCCUGCAGAGGGUCCGCAUUCCGGUGCCUGAAGACCGGGGGUCCGCUGGACCCUGUCUUGGAGCGCGCUGCGCGGGAGUCGGGGGUCCCUGUGCGGGAUGUGCUGGAGCACUUGCCGAGGGAUCUGGCUGUCUGGGUUGACCCAGGAGAAGUGUCGUACCGCAUUGGUGAGAAGGGAGCGGUGAAGGUGCUAUUUAGCAGCGACGAGCGAGCGGCCGACGAGCGGACCGACCGGGAGGUGACCCGGGCGUUCAACCCCGAGGCGCAGUGCUUCCGGCCUGUGGAGCCCGCAGCGGCGCCGUCGCCCCCAGCGCCCGCCGCCUUCUCCCCCGCGCCGCCCUUCCGCGCGCAGCCCCUGACCUUCACCACCGCCACCUUCGCGCAGACCAAGUUCGGCAGCACCAAGCUGAAGACGAGCAGCAAGCGCGCCAACCGCAUGUCGCCCACCGAGUUCAGCAACUACAUCAAGCAGCGCGCGGUGCAGCAGCAGAUGGCGUCGCGCGCGCUGUCGCCGGCGGCCGACCCGGCCGCGUACUUCGUGGGGCGGCGCGAGGGGCCGCCCGCGGGCGCGCCGCCGUACCCGCCGGCGCCAGCGCACCUGCUGCUCGCCAACUGAGCCGCGCACGCGCGCUAGCCGCCCCGCGCGACCCGCUCAUAGUCGACAUAGUCUUUACUUUUUUACGAGAGAGACGCGCGCCGCGAAUCGCGAUUUAUUUUUUUAUUUUCCGCGGGGGCGCCCCGCGCCGCCCGCCGCUUGUGAUAUCCGUACGAUUUUCCAUAACUUUUUGUAUUCUCGUUCGUUACGUCGAUGUGUAAAUUUAUCGAUAGGAGCAAUAAUCGGCCGCGCGACUCGCCGGCGAUUUAUUUUCGUAAUAUUUAAAGCCGAGUCACGUUUUUGAUGUCUUCGUUCGAUAUCGAUAUAUUAGUAGGGUAAGGGAACGAGAGGCCGGAUGGCCGCGUGCGCUUACGACGUACCUUCUAUAGAGCGAGCCUGUAUACAUACGUCCUCCGAUCUAAGAAAUACUGAUAUUUAAAUAUGUAUACAUAAUAUAUAUUCGUACGCGAUAUUCGUCUAAUUUUUCACGUGGAAACGAAAGGCCAAUAGAGAAAUUACGUAUUUUUAAUAUUGAAAUUGAUAAUUCAUACUAACUAUAUAAAGUACCUACUAACUGGUAUGUAUGUACUCGUAUCGUAUCGUAUGUAAUAAAUGUUGCAUAUCCGGUCGGACGCGGUCGGACGGCGCGGCGGGCCGCCCGAAGGCGUCGGAGAUCUCACCUAGUGUAAUCAUCACUCGUACGAUUAUUUAUAACCUUAUAAUAUUAUUACAAUAUACAUAAUAUAUUAUAGGUAUAGUUACGUUUCAAUCUAACAGUAUUUUUUUAAGAAGAUAUUAGUCCUUGAGUACAUUACCGGUCGACCGCGCGUCGGCCUUAGUCUGUAUGGUACCUAUAAUAAUAAUGUUAUAAUAAAAGACAUUGAGUGUAAAUGAUAGAAAAGAUUUCUCAAUUCAUAAAAUAACGGGUGCAUGCAAAUUCAUGGAAGUAAAUACUAUGUGUUAUUUAUCUUUUUUAUAUUUCACUCGGCGAUGUUCAGUUUUUCAGUGGAGGGUGUAGUGUAGUGGCGUAGUGUAGUGCCGCUUGUCCUUGCGAGUGUCCGGAGUGUCGCCCGCGCGGCACGGACCGGCCGGACCGCGUCGGGGAGUGUAGACACGCUUUCUAUUCCAUGCACAACAAUGACAAGUUGUACCUGAAUAAGAAAAUGUGCAACUAUUUUUUUACUAUUUUUAUAUUUUGAUUUAGAUUAAGUAUAGAUGUAUGAUUUCAGUAGGCGUCUACAUUUCCUACGAUAAUUUUAACUUGUACUUGAUUGAUACCCUAUUCAUUAAAUUAUUGGUAGGUAGGUACGUUGGGUAAAAGUACUGAGAUCCCUCGAUUGAAAAACUGGCCAAAGUGCUACAGUAUUUUGUAGAUAAAAUCUAUAAAGUAAGUUUAAUAAUGAUAAUACUUAGAGUAAUGAGAAUUUUUAUUAAAAAUACUUUUUUUUCUUUUGUAAGAUAUAUUAGAUGGAAGUGUUAAAGAUAUUUAAUAUAAAAUUGCAUAAUAUAGUAAAGCGGCUCUCCAUGCCCGUGAAUAUAAUUAGUCAAUAAUAAUUUUUCAUAUUGUUGUACGACUUUUUAAGUUUAUAUUAAAAUGUUUUGUGCAAUCUA
Messenger RNA from Cydia strobilella, 2638 nucleotides. It is a transcript of the gene Tob, whose product is annotated as protein Tob1. The coding region runs from base 290 to 1048 and encodes 252 amino acids. Gene Ontology annotation, molecular function: transcription corepressor activity. Gene Ontology annotation, cellular component: nucleus; cytoplasm. Lineage: Eukaryota; Metazoa; Arthropoda; Insecta; Lepidoptera; Tortricidae. The record is from RefSeq and is a predicted model, not a curated record. The transcript is spliced from 4 exons. Gene Ontology annotation, biological process: regulation of gene expression.